CAACCACAAGGAUCUCAAAGAACAAGAAGCUUCAAUUCUCACAGAUGGUGAUUCCAAGAGAGAAGGCAAACAUGUAGAAUUUAUGCCUCCAAUCAUGGGUGAAAAUUUAAGAGCAGCAAAUCAACUUGAACUAAUGGCACCCUCCUCAAUUGCAUUUAAACCAUAUCCCUAUUCAGAAGUACCACAAUAUUCUGGUGGCAAUGUUACUAUUGCUUGUGGUGAACCUAUGGUAAAUCAAAAUAUGGAGAGAUCAUCAACAGUGCAUCAUAAUGGAAGAAUGAUUUUACCAGUUGAAGUGAAAGAGGAGCCAAUGUAUGUAAAUGCAAAACAAUACCAUGGAAUUCUUAGACGAAGGCAACUUCGUGCUAAGGCUGUGUUGCAGCAAAAAGUGGUCAAAUCUCGAAAGCCUUAUCUUCACGAAUCGCGUCAUCGACACGCGAUGAGGAGAGCUAGAGAUGGUGGAGGUAGAUUUCUCAACACAAAGAAGAAGAUCCAAUCUACUACUACAACUAAUAACAACACUACUCCAAGUAGUAAAGGCAAAAGUUCAAUGGAUUCUGAUUCUUCUCCAAAUUACCUACUCAAUUAUGAACAUGAAAUUGGAUCAUCCAAUCAUAGUAAUUCUGUUGGAGGAUUUCAGUUCCAAUCUGGAAUACAUGAUACUACAGAAAAUCUUCAAUUGGGUUGUCAUUAUCAGUGGAACCUCAAUGACAACAACCAUUGCAACUGCAUGCACUCAGAACAUUUCUGAAGAGAAU
Messenger RNA from Solanum verrucosum, 758 nucleotides. Its product is annotated as nuclear transcription factor Y subunit A-9-like. The transcript is spliced from 5 exons. NCBI's taxonomy places the organism in Eukaryota, Viridiplantae, Streptophyta, Magnoliopsida, Solanales, Solanaceae. Gene Ontology annotation, molecular function: RNA polymerase II cis-regulatory region sequence-specific DNA binding; DNA-binding transcription factor activity, RNA polymerase II-specific. Bases 83 to 751 code for a protein of 222 amino acids. Gene Ontology annotation, biological process: regulation of transcription by RNA polymerase II. The record is from RefSeq and is a predicted model, not a curated record.